UUGAGUUUCGAGAAUAGUUACCGAUCGUGACGUGUUCGUUAGAAUUGCGAACACCCUUUUUACAUGCGUGUAACUAUUAUAGAAAAGCAAUGAUUUUUUCUAUGAAGAAUGUUCGCGUCGGUAUAGUAGAAACGAUACUUUAAAUACACAGUUCGAAGAUGUGUAUACGCUAGUACGUUGAGUAUCGUAGGAUGCGUUGCGUGUGGAUUAUAAGCAUGAAGCAGGGAAUGGGUGGUUGGGAACAGCAGGUGUAGAAUUACCGCGGUGGUUUUGACGAUAAAAAAACGUUUGUACGGAAAGAAUAUAGUGUAACAAUAACAGUGCCAUUCGCAAGCAAUUGUACGUCCUGCAAAAAUAUUUUGAUUGCUAUUGGUGACGUACGUGAUUACAGGUUUAUAUAUAGUAAAAAGAACAUUUUGCACCGGCUUGUACCGCGUAACUGUUCCAAUCGAUUUAUCUUACGAUUAUUCUACAAUGGAAGCUUUAAUACCUGUAAUAAAUAAAUUACAAGAUGUGUUUAAUACUGUCGGCUCUGAUGCUAUACAAUUACCUCAAAUCGUUGUACUUGGUACACAGAGUUCUGGAAAGUCAUCUGUAAUUGAAAGUCUAGUUGGUCGAUCCUUUUUACCACGGGGUACUGGUAUAGUCACUAGACGUCCCUUAAUAUUGCAACUUGUUUAUGCACCGAAAGAUGACCGUGAACAUCGAAAUGCAGAAAGUGGAACAUUAGAUUUAAAUGAAUGGGGCACAUUUUUACACAUGAAAAACAAAAUCUACACAGAUUUUAAUGAAAUCCGCAGGGAGAUAGAAUCUGAAACAGAGCGUAUGGCUGGAUCUAACAAAGGAAUUUGUCCAGAGCCAAUUAAUUUAAAAAUAUAUUCGGCGUCAGUUGUUAAUUUAACUCUGAUAGAUCUUCCUGGUAUUACAAAAGUACCAGUCGGCGAUCAACCAGAAGAUAUUGAGAGUCAGAUACGACAGCUUGUUUUAAAGUAUAUAUGUAAUCCUAAUUCUAUUAUAUUAGCUGUUGUUACCGCGAAUACUGAUAUGGCUACAAGUGAAAGUCUAAAGCUUAGCAAAGAUGUUGAUCCAGAUGGAAGACGUACAUUAGCUGUUGUUACUAAAUUGGAUCUCAUGGAUGCUGGAACUGAUGCUAUAGAUAUAUUAUGUGGAAGAGUCAUUCCUGUAAAAUUAGGAAUUGUUGGAGUAGUUAAUCGUUCCCAACAGGAUAUAAUGAAUAAUAAAAGUAUUCAAGAUGCAUUAAAGGAUGAAGCUGCAUUUCUGCAACGUAAAUAUCCUACUUUGGCAAACAGAAAUGGAACUCCUUAUUUAGCUAAAACAUUAAAUCGCUUACUCAUGCACCAUAUUCGGGACUGUCUGCCAGAGCUAAAGACGAGAGUAAAUGUCAUGGUUUCACAAUUUCAAACCCUUCUUAAUUCGUAUGGUGAGGAUGUUAGUGACAAGAGUCAAACUUUGCUUCAAAUUAUUACGAAAUUUGCAAGUAGUUAUUGUUCCACGAUUGAAGGAACAGCUAGAAAUAUAGAAACGACUGAAUUAUGCGGUGGCGCUCGAAUUUGUUACAUAUUUCAUGAAACAUUUGGAAAAACGCUAGAUUCUAUACACCCGCUGGCGGGUCUGACAAAAAUGGAUAUUUUGACGGCCAUUCGAAAUGCAACUGGUCCACGACCUGCGCUAUUUGUACCAGAAGUUUCUUUUGAAUUAUUAGUUAAGCGACAAAUUCGGAGACUCGAAGAACCAUCGUUACGAUGUGUAGAACUUGUACACGAAGAAAUGCAAAGAAUCAUUCAACAUUGUGGUACUGAAGUGCAACAAGAAAUGUUACGUUUUCCAAAAUUGCACGAGCGUAUUGUUGAUGUUGUAACACAGUUAUUACGUCGACGGCUGCCACCUACUAAUCACAUGGUGGAAAAUUUAGUUGCUAUAGAAUUAGCAUACAUCAAUACUAAACAUCCAGAUUUUCAUAAGGAUGCAGCUCUUGUGUCAUCUUUAUUAAAGAACUCUAAUGUAGAUCAUGUAAAACACAAUAGAAAACUUCCUUCUACAAAUUCCACAUCAAAUACUGUAGUUUCAAAUGACACUAAUGUAAAAUCAAUGAAUAAUCAAGAUGAAGUAGCAUCUUUUCCUGAGCAGAAUAAGGACCAACAAGGACAUCAAAUGGUGUUAAGUAAUUGGUUAUUAAAUAAUCUUAUGUCUCAAGGAAGAACUGAUUCAAGCAGUUCGGUUGAUGGUUCUCCAGUAAGAAAUCGUGAAAACAGUACUUCUCCUCACCCAAAUCAAAAUACAGUAAUUGAGAUACAGAAAGCAUCUCCACAACAAAAGCCUGUAAAUCUACUGCCUGAAGUACCAGUGCAAACAUCUCGUAAACUAAGUGAACGAGAACAACGAGACUGUGAUGUAAUUGAAAGAUUAAUAAAAUCAUACUUUUAUAUUGUACGAAAAUCUAUACAAGAUAGCGUACCAAAAGCUGUCAUGCAUUUUCUAGUCAACUAUGUAAAGGAUAAUUUACAAAGCGAGCUCGUAACACAUUUAUACAAAUCAGAUCACGCUGAAGUUCUUUUAAAUGAGAGUGAACACGUCGCUGUUAGACGCAAAGAAGCAGCAGAUAUGUUAAAGGUAUAUAGAAAGAAAUAAUACUUUUUCUUUGCAUAAAUUUAAAUUCUUGAUCUGUUUGUAUUUGUUUUUAUUUAUAGGCACUAACACAAGCUGGUCAUAUUAUUAGUGAAAUUCGAGAAACGCACAUGUGGUAACUGAUUUUAUAUAUUAUUUACACGAUCAGUUUAUAGUUCAAUUUAGACAAUUUGAUGGUUUCAUAGAUAAACUGAUAAGCAAGAUGAUAUGUACCUCUGUAACACUGUACAUAAAUUGUAUUUUUCGUGCAAGUAGUGUUUAUAAUUACAACAGUUAUUUUUAAGGUUUUAA
This is a messenger RNA of Heterotrigona itama, 2937 nucleotides long. The record is from the annotation of a GenBank genome assembly. Lineage: Eukaryota; Metazoa; Arthropoda; Insecta; Hymenoptera; Apidae.